Molecule: messenger RNA, 1888 nt
Organism: Rhodamnia argentea
Lineage: Eukaryota; Viridiplantae; Streptophyta; Magnoliopsida; Myrtales; Myrtaceae
Product: heat stress transcription factor A-1e-like
Exons: 2
Coding region: 121-1641 (506 amino acids)
Biological process (GO): regulation of transcription by RNA polymerase II
Cellular component (GO): nucleus
Molecular function (GO): DNA-binding transcription factor activity; RNA polymerase II cis-regulatory region sequence-specific DNA binding
Source: RefSeq, a predicted model, not a curated record
ACUCUCUCUCUCUCUCUCUCUCUCUCUCUCUCUCUCUCUCGAUGAUCUCUCUUCUUGACUCGAUUCUCGCAUGAACUCACUGCGAUCGCAUUCGCAUGCUCGCUCGUUCAGCACUCGCCGAUGGAGGCCGUUCAGGAUGCUGCCUCGGUCACCACCACCACCAACGGUGCGGCGAGCGCCAAUUCCCCGCCGCCAUUCCUCAGCAAGACCUACGACAUGGUCGACGAUCCCUCCACCGACUCCGUCGUCUCUUGGAGCCGCGGCAACAACAGUUUCGUCGUCUGGAAUGUGCCCGAGUUCUCCCGCGACCUCUUGCCCAAGUAUUUCAAGCACAACAACUUCUCCAGCUUCGUCCGCCAGCUCAACACCUACGGGUUUAGGAAGGUUGACCCUGAUCGCUUCGAAUUUGCAAAUGAGGGUUUCCUUAGAGGUCAGAGGCACCUCCUCAAGAGUAUCAGCAGGCGGAGACCCGCUCACAUCCAUAAUAAUCAGCAACCACCUCAAGUCCAAGGCUCGUCUGUUGGAGCUUGUGUCGAGGUGGGAAAGUUCGGGCUUGACGAAGAGGUUGAAAGACUAAAGAGGGACAAAAAUGUCCUUAUGCAGGAACUUGUUAGGUUGAGGCAACAGCAGCAAGCAACGGAUAACCAGCUGCAAAAUGUCGGACAGCGUGUUCAGGUAAUGGAGCAGAGGCAGCAGCAAAUGAUGUCAUUCCUCGCAAAGGCCAUGCAGAGUCCUGGGUUCUUUUCUCAAUUCGUAAAGCAACAGAAUGAUACCAACAGGCGCAUUGGUGAAGUUAACAAGAAAAGGAGACUCCCCAGAGAGGAAGAAGAAAAUUCAUCUGUUUGCCACAAGUUAAAUGCCCCAGGUGGGCAGAUUGUGAAGUAUCAACCUUCCAUGAAUGAAGCAGCCAAAGCAAUGCUACGUCAAAUCUUGAAAAUGAAUGCGUCCGGGCUUGAACAAUCAUUAACCAAUAAUGAGGCAUUUUUGAUUGAUAACGUUCCUUCUUCCAGUGCUCUGGAAAGCAGGAGCUCCUCAAACCGUACUUCUGGGGUGACCUUAGCAGAGGUUCUAUCGACACCUGGGCAGUCUAAAAGUUCGGCUGAUUCAGGCUUUUAUGGCAGUCAUCCUGCUGGGAUUCCUGAUUCACAUUCUUCUUCAUAUGCAGCAGAGCAUGUCAACGCACAUCAGACUCAAGAGAUACAUGUUCAGGAUUCUCAGCGAGGGACCAUUUCACCUGGCUUAGCUGAAAUGCCAGUGUCACAGGACACUGCAGAUAUCCCUAAUGCAAACUUCUUGGUUUCUGAAACUGCAAGUCCUGGCUAUCUUGAAACUCUGUCGGCAGCUUUAGAUGGGACCAUGGAUGUCGAGUCAGACGCUUUGUCUUCUGGGCAAGAUGUGGAUAUUAUGCUGGAUGAUGUAACUCAGCUUCCAGCGAUCAGUGAUGUUUUCUGGGAACAGUUUCUUGCGGCAAGUCCACUCACUGCAGACACAGAGGAGACUAGUUCGAGCUCUCAUGAAACUGGCAUCACAAAUGAGCAAGAGUUGCAUGCUAAGUCGGAGAAUGGGUUUGACAAGGCUUAUUACAUGGAUCAUCUUACCACACAGAUGGGUCAUCUCACCUCCGACAACAGAACAGGAUGAUAGGGUCUUAUACGCUGUGUAUACAGGAUACUCUUUUCCAGACUAGAGGUGAAUGUUAAUGCAGGACGUGAAUAACAAAUGAUGCCACCACUGACUUUCUUCACUCUACACGAGCUGAGGUCGCCUGUACUAAACCUACUAACCUGAAUUGCAAGUAAACAAUUUUGUGGGCUGCUGGUUGCGAGCAGCUUUCGCAAGCGUGCCCAUUAAUAAUCUAACAGUAGCGUAUUCUUGACUUGUGGAGCAA